CCUUUCUUUUGUGGAAUGUACAUUUAAGGUCACAGGAAACAUUCAUUAAUUCGUUACAUUAUAUAAAAAUUCAGUUUGUUUUUAAAUGGUUUUUAAUUAUUUGCCUGAAAUAAACAAAUCCUAAGUGAUUGAUGAUUGGGAAAACUAUCAACUAAAAUAUUAAAGCUCUUUUGUUUGGUCUUAUAAAGAAUGCAUUAUACACUAAACUGAAACUUUCCUCCUAGUUAAAAUAGUAAGUUAAUAGUUUAAAUAUAUUAAGAAAAGUAAAACUCAUUUGUUUUAAAUUGCUAUUUUGCUCAUUUGUUUUGUCAGCAUCGCUUAAUUUAAUGUAAUUUUCUGUUUUUACUGUCAAUUUAAUUCAGUUAUACAAAUUCUGUAAUUGAUAUUACAGAAUUAUCUCAUAAUUUAGUGGUAAUUAAGUAAUUAUCCUUCCUUUGUGCACACUAAUACUCCAAUCAUUACACGAUUUUGGAAAUGAGCAGAUUAUAAAAGUGAUCAUAUAAGCUAUGGAAAUUGGAUUAAAUGUGUCAAUAUAUUAUUAAGCCUAAGCAGAUGUAGAUGAGCUACCUCGAAAGCAAGAAACACACUAGACCUAAAGAGGCCGUUUGCAACUUUUGGAACCUACUCCUCUUCUUUUGAAAUUGCAAUUAAAACACAGAAAAGCCUUCCUCCUCCUCCUCUUCCUCCAAACCAACCAACCAACCAGCCUAUCCAACUCAUGCCACUCUGUCCACUAAAACUACAUAUGAAAGUAUAAAGUAUAAAGAAUACACACCAAUCAGCCAUAACAUUAAAAUCACCUGCCUAAUAUUGUGCAGGUCCCCCUUGUGCAACCAAAACUGCUCUGACCCGUAGAGGCAUGGCCUCCACAAGACCUCUGAAGGUGUGCUGUGGUAUCUGGUUAUCUGGUGGUAUCCAGUUGUCCUUCCUUGGACCACUUUUGUUCUAUCCGGUGUGUGCUGAUGGAGUGAUGCUGUAGUAUUAGCAGUAGCAAUAGCCAAGGUGCCUCUUCCAGUAGCUGUGUUGCAUCUGCUCCUGCCCCACCAAAAUCUGUUUCCCCUUCCUUCUGGAGCUUCAACAGUAUAGCCAUGGUGGAUGUAAACAAAUGGCCCCUAUUCAGCUUAAUGAGUGCACAGGAUGUCGCCUCAAUACGUCAGGCGUGCGUGUUUGGGACGUCCGCCAACGAGGCAAUCUGCAUCACCCAUGAUAACGAGGUGUACGUGUUUGGGCUGAACUGCAGUAACUGCUUGGGCACAGGGGAUAGCACAAGCACCAUCGUCCCUAAAAAGCUAGACUGUCUGAGUGGGAAGAAGGUAGUCAGUCUAAGCUAUGGCAGUGGGCCACAUGUGCUGCUCGCUACAGAGGAGGGCCAGCUGUACGGGUGGGGACAUAACGGAUACAGUCAGCUGGGUAAUGGGACUACCAAUCAGGGAGUGUCUCCUGUGCUUGUGUCCACUAACCUGCAGAACAAAAGGGUGAUUGAGGUGGCUUGUGGAUCACACCAUUCAGUCGCCCUGUCCCAUGAUGGAGAGGUGUUCGCUUGGGGCUAUAAUAACUGCGGUCAAGUGGGAUCAGGAUCCACAGCCAACCAGCCCACACCUCGCAGGGUCUCCAGCUGCCUCCUUAACAAAGUAGUGGUCAGCAUAGCCUGUGGUCAGACUUCCUCCAUGGCAGUCACGGACAACGGCGAGGUGUAUGGUUGGGGUUAUAAUGGUAAUGGACAGCUUGGGUUGGGGAACAAUGGAAAUCAGCUGACACCGUGCCGUCUAGCAGCGCUACAGAGUGUUUGUGUCCUACAGAUUGCCUGUGGUUAUGCCCACUCACUGGCACUAACAGACGAGGGACUGUUGUAUGCGUGGGGAGCCAACACUUAUGGCCAGCUUGGUACAGGCAACAAGAGCAAUCAGCUCAGCCCAGUUCAGGUCAUGUCUGAGAAAGAGCGGAUUGUGGAAAUAGCAGCAUGUCACUCCACACACACCUCAGCAGCGAAGACACAGAGUGGCAAAGUGUAUAUGUGGGGCCAGUGCAGAGGCCAGUCCGUCGUCUUACCCCACCCCACGUACUUCAGCUGCACCGACGACGUCUUCGCCUGCUUCGCAACACCAUCUGUCAUGUGGAGACUCCUGUCCAUGGAGCACGAUGAUUUCCUGUCUGUGGCCGAGUCUCUGAGGAAAGAGUUUGACAGCCCUGAGACCUCAGACCUCAAAUUCAGCAUAGACGGCAAAUUCAUUCACGUCCACAAAGCAGUGCUUAAAAUCAGAUGUGAACACUUCAGAUCCAUGUUUCAGUCUCACUGGAAUGAAGAUAUGAAAGAGGUGAUUGAGAUCGAUCAGUUCUCCUACCCUGUCUACAGAUCCUUCCUCGAGUUCCUCUACACAGACACUGUAGAUCUUCCUCCAGAGGAUGCUAUUGGAUUGCUGGAUCUGGCCACUUCAUACUGUGAGAACAGGCUAAAGCGGCUGUGUCAGCACAUCAUAAAGCGGGGCAUCACUGUGGAAAAUGCUUUCUCCCUCCUUUCUGCUGCAGUCAGAUACGAUGCUGAGGAUCUUGAAGAAUUCUGCUUCAAGUUUUGUGUGAACCACCUGACCGCGGUGACUCAGACAGCAGCGUUCUGGCAGAUCGACGGGAACAUGCUAAAGGAGUUUAUCUGUAGAGCCAGCCGCUGUGGAGCUUUUAAAAACUGAACAUAACCAACAGAGCUACAUAUUCCAAUGAGUGCAGCUGUUACUACAAACUCAUCUGCACCACUAGAGGGCACUGUUACUAACCGCACAGUGGAUCCUUAUAUUUUUUUGUUUGAUUUUAUUUUGCUUUAUUACAGAUUUCUACUAUAGACCAACUGGAGAAUGGUUGCUGUUGUGCAUUCCCACGGCAUGAAGGAGUUUUUAUGAAGGCUGUUUGAAAUCAUCUUGAUAGGUGCUCUGUAUGAAUAUCGAGAAAAUGACUAGUUUUUCCACUACACUUUACAGCACUUGGUUUGUGUAUGCCAGUUAGGUCAUCUUCACCUCUGUUACAGUUAGAGAAGCGCAGUCCGUCAGUGCUACUCUGUUUAACUCUAUAAUCCAUUCUGGCAUUUCAAUUUAAUUUACAGCUGGCGGUGUAGAGUCACAGUAAUGUUCUCACACAUUUGCUGGCCUUGUUCGGCUUGUUUGUACUGUGGUGGCAACUGAAUAACACUUUGUUAUUAUAAUUUUUUUGUUUUUGUAACAAUGUUUGGAUCAAGUUGCUAUACUAUGCAUCGUUGCACAAAAUUUUUUGCCCCCCAUUCCAAUUGGCAGAGCCAGGGUUUACAUUACAGGGGAGAUUAAUGGGUGUUUUCUCUCCUGAUUUGGUGCAGCUCAGUUAUUCAUUUCAUAUAUUAUAAUCAUGUGAUCGUGGAUGUCACUCCAAUUGGUGCACCUCCUCAUAUCUACUGCUCCAGAGUUAACCAUGACACUUGAGUGAAGUCUUUAAUUUCAGGGCAUUCCGUAUAGAGAGACAUGCAGCACUACCUGUGUGUGUGUGUGUGUGUGUGUGUGUGUGCUUGAGGAAAUCCACUUAGAAUUUUUUUAUGUUUGGUUUUUUUUAACCAGGAAUUCUGUUUACUUGUUACUAGUUGUACUUGUAUUAAGUUUUAGAAUGGUCAAUUUAAAUUUGUUUCAGCUCUUAAUCUGUGUUCAUAUAAUUGGCUUUUUUCCCCCCUACAUGAUCCUUUCUAGUAUAUACUAACUUGCAUAGAAUUUCCUUUGACUGAGAAUUUUAGGCAAACGAGCAGUUGGACCCAAAGAUGCACAUUAAAGAUCUAAAAUCAGAUCAGAUUAUCAGAUUAAAACUCCUGAUUUUUAAUUACUAUACAGAUAUCAGAAUGCUAAAUAAGAGCUGAAAGGUUUUCAGUACUGACCUCUUUGCUCAUUAAUAACUGCAAAAGACACUACUUUUGCUAUUAUUUUCUUCUGCUAAUGAUUUGCUUAAGACCUAUUGAUCCUAAAGGAACUUUGCAUAAAAAGAAAAUAUGACAUAUGAUCAGGUUAUUGUGCCGUGCGAUGGAUUGGCACCCUGUCCAGGGUGUACCCCACCUUGUGCCCCAUGCUCCCUCAGAUAGGCUCCAGGUUCCCCGUGACCCUGUAGAAUAAGCGGUAUAGAAAAUGGAUGGAUGGAUGGAUCAGGUUUUCAAGUACAGCGAGUCUACUUUGAUGCCGAUCGAGCGUUUCAGUUUGAUUUCAGUCAGAUGAUAAUACUCAGUACUGGAUCCAAUGCAUCUCUAAUUUACUUGCAUCAUUUUCAUUUUGUAUGUAUCAUUUUGCUUGUCAUUGGUUUAUGCAAAAAUGCUUGUUGUGAAUGUGUAAAGCAGCAUUAAGUUUCUUUUUGGUGAUAUGUAUAUAUUGUAUAGGUUUUGCACUAAACAUAAACUUAAGUGAUUUAAAUAAAGUGGUUUAUCAAGAGUGCAGUGUUGUAAGAUAUUAACUGUUAUAAAAAUAAAAUAAAACUAUUGUAAUAUUUUACAUUGUUGGUUUGUUUGCAGUUUUUUAUUAUUAUUAUUCAUUUGUCAAUAAUUAAUUUAGUAAUUUAAAUUGAAUACAUUUUGUAAGAAGUAAUUGACAGGAAAUAUUUAACUUGGGUAACUGCAUGUUUUAAAUGGUUUUGUUGAUAUGAACGUUGUUCUUGUGCAGGUCAGGAAAGGUAUAGAUUUAAAGUGAUUAGACCUGGAAAAAUAUGGACAUUCAGAAACCAUUUUAAGAAAGGUAUCAAUAUUCAGGGGCAAUUAUGGUAAUUAUGGUCCAGUUAUGUACUUUUAUUUUUAUUUAUUUAAUCUACACUGUCAGUUCCACCAGUUGUAGGACUGGCUAUCAGUUCCACCAGUUGUAGGACUGGCUAUCAGUUCC
Ictalurus furcatus (blue catfish) is the source of this 4862-nucleotide messenger RNA. It is a transcript of the gene rcbtb1, whose product is annotated as regulator of chromosome condensation (RCC1) and BTB (POZ) domain containing protein 1. Lineage: Eukaryota; Metazoa; Chordata; Actinopteri; Siluriformes; Ictaluridae. Gene Ontology annotation, molecular function: protein binding. The coding region runs from base 1089 to 2684 and encodes 531 amino acids. The transcript has 13 exons. The record is from RefSeq and is a predicted model, not a curated record.